Molecule: messenger RNA, 2330 nt
Organism: Fragaria vesca subsp. vesca
Lineage: Eukaryota; Viridiplantae; Streptophyta; Magnoliopsida; Rosales; Rosaceae
Exons: 2
Coding region: 132-2027 (631 amino acids)
Source: RefSeq, a predicted model, not a curated record
AUUUCUGCUCACUUCUUUAUUGACCCACCCUUCUUGUCACUCACUAUAAAUACACACCACCCUCUCAAUUUCUCUCCCAAAACUCUCUCUCAACAAUUGAAACAGUUUCACUCUCACCUGAUCGAUUCCCAAUGGGGAAUGUGUUCAAGAAGCUGAAGAAGGCUCUCACUCCCAAGCUCGGCUGCGACUCCUCCUCCACCGCAAAGUCUGUGCUACAGCCACGCCCCGCCGCGGAAUCGUACUCCGGAACGGCGUCGUCUGACUUCUCCUCAACCUCGUCCAACUCCUCUCUCGAGAAAUGUUGCGCCAUUUGCCUGAGUAACGUGAAAAGAGGGCAAGGUCAUGCAAUCUUCACCGCUGUGUGUUCCCACUCUUUCCACUUCGACUGCAUUGCCAAGAACGUCGAGCAUGGAAAUCUUUGUUGCCCCAUCUGCCGGGCCACAUGGGAUAUAAAUAAUGUACCGUUCCAUGCUCCCAAUAAUAGUGUGAAUCCUCAGCGAAACUACUUGGGCAGGGUCCAUCCUCAUCCUGAGCCACUUACAUUCUCUGAUGAUGAGGCUUUACUUACCAGCUCUCCUACUCAGUCACUGAUCUCCCAGGGUAUGACAAUUAAGAUUCACACAGAGUCACCUGCAAUCUCUUCUUCAGAAUCACGCCAAAAUUUUCCUGUGCUUGUCAGCAUUUGUGCACCACCUCUUGAGGGCCCUAAUGGAAACGGCCGUACACCCAUUGACCUUGUGACGGUUCUGGAUGUCAGUAGAAGCAUGGAAGGUACAAAGUUUUCCCUUCUCAAGCAAGCUAUCAAAUUUGUCAUACAAAACUUGGGGCCUUCAGACCGGCUGUCUAUAGUAUCAUUCUCAAAAACUGCUAGAAGAGUCUUUCCUCUGAGAAGAAUGUCUGAUGCUGGUCGAGAAAGUGCCAUCCUCGCUGUUGAAUCUCUUAGAUCAAAUGCUGAAACUAACAUUGCGGAAGGUAUCAAGAAAGGAGCUCGAGUCCUCAAAGAACGAAGGGAAAGGAACCCAUUUGCUAGCAUCAUGCUGUUAUCUGAUGGCAUGGAUACAUAUGCAAGCCAACUGAUGAAUCAAUUGCCUGCCUCCAUUUGUUCUAGCGAAACAGAACAUGGAAUUCCGGUCCACACAUUCGGGUUUGGCAAGGACCAUUGUCCAACCACAUUGCAUGCUAUAUCUAAUGCAUCAGGCGGCACCUUUUCCUUCAUCGAAUCAGUUGAGAUGAUACAAGAUUCCUUUGCUCUGUGCAUUGGGGGUCUUCUUAGUGUUGUGGCUCAGGAGGUUCGCCUAACUGUAAGGUCAGCUUCAAGUGGGGUGAAGAUUGUGUCGAUACCAUCUGGGAGACAUGUGAAUGAGAUUUCUGAUGAGGGUCAGCAAGGAGUUGUUCAUCUUGGAAAUAUGUAUGCUGAAGAGGACAAACAAUUUCUGGUGUACCUCUUAGUCCCAGAAUCCUCAGCUCCACAUACUAAGACCUCAGUGUUGGAAGCGUUAUGCACUUACAAAGAUCCAGCUUCAAAUGAGUUGAUGCAAGUGCGAUGUGAGAAAGUAGAGAUACUGAGACCCGAGGUUUGUUCUCCAGCUGAAAAGGCAGUGUGCUUGGAGGUUGAUCGACAGCGCAACAGAGUUUCAGUCGUUGAAGCUAUUGCAGAGGCACAACGGAUGGCUGAGAUGGGUAAUCUGGAGGGUGCAAAGGCGACUUUGGCUCAGGAAAGAUCAACUCUCUUGACAUCACCAGCCGCCCAAGCUGGGGAUAGCCUCACUACUUUGCUUGAAGCUCAGCUCACUGAAGUCAUUUACAGAAUGACAACAAUAGAGUUGUAUACACAGAUCGGCCGUGCAUACACUCUCUCAGAAAUGAGCUCUCACUCAUUGCAAAGGGCCGCAGCUAGUGGUGACUUGACAACCUGGAGUCUCAUCAUGAGAGCAGGUGGACACUCUGCCACCAAUUCUGGUGUGUUUGAAACACCUAAUAUGAGCAGAAUGCUGAGGCUAUCGCACAAUCUUGGGACUAAUCCCUAAAUCCUGCAGCAUGACAACAACUAGUAUAUACUGAUCGACCAAAUAAGUCUUAGCUUGACCCCAAUUUGGGUAGCCAUGGUGUGAGUAGGACGCAGCAUUAAUCAUUGACUGCUUCAGUAAUAGACUGAUCGGAAACAGAAAUGUUAUAUAUUUCCGAUCAGUAAUCGCCUUAAUAGUUUGUAUGGAUCGGAUUUAUCGUAUUAUAGAGAAGAUCAGUACUGAUAAUUCGAGUUAAUUAUAUUGGUUUGUGUAGGAUAAUAAACCAAGCCUUGAGUAAAUAAUUAACUCCUAUAUAUAUAUCAG